CCGACCUCCGGAUCCGGGACGGUUGCGACCACGCCAUGGCGGAAGCGAAAAUGCUGACGAUCGAAGACAUCAUCUUCGGGGCAAAGGAAAGGAAAAGUCUCGACAAGGAGAUGCACAGUGAUGGCCAGUGAUCGCUCAAACGUAGCUCCAUCUUUGAAGUUGGGGUGAAGGUUGCCUUCGUAGUCUGGCAAUGGAUGCUGUACAACAGGCCAACUCCGGCCAUCCUGGUACACCCAUGGCCAUGGCGCCAGUUGCCUACGCCCUUUGGGCUCGGAUCCUGAACUACGACCCUGACUCGCCACAGUGGAUGAACAGAGAUCGCUUCGUGUUGUCCAUGGGCCAUGCAUCCAUGUUGCUCUACGGCCUUUUGCAUGUGGCAGGAGUGAAGGAAAUGACGCAGGAAGGGCAUUCUACGGAGAAGAUGGCCGUCUCCUUGGAUGACAUCCGCAACUUUCGCCAGUUGGGUUCGCGCUGCCCGGGCCACCCCGAGUUCGGCGAGACGGGCGGCGUGGAGAUGACCACAGGCCCACUGGGGCAGGGUGUAGCCACCAGCGUCGGCAUGGCCAUGGCCUCCAAGUGGUUUGCUUCUAACUUCAACAAACCGGACUUCCCCUUAUUUGGAUUUGACGUCUUUGCGCUUGCUGGGGAUGGCUGCUUGCAGGAGGGCGUGAGUGCAGAAGCUGCCAGUCUUGCGGGGCACCUGAAGCUGAACAACUUGUGUUGGAUUUGGGACAACAAUCAGAUCACCAUUGAAGGCAACACCGCGUGGGCCAUCUCCGAGGACAUCCCUACGCGCUUCAUUGCUUAUGGCUGGAACGUGCUGCGCGUGGGCGAUGCCAACGAUGUGGAAGCUUUGACACGAGCUUUCUUGGCUUUCAGGCGAGAACAGGAGCGGCCCACGUUGAUCGUGGUCGACUCGCACAUCGCCUGGGGUGCUCCGACCAAGCAGGAUUCCUUCCACGCACAUGGCACUCCACUGGGAGAGAAGGAGGUUGCUGCAACUAAGCAUAUCUACAAUUGGCCCAAUGAGAAGUUCCUGGUGCCCAAUGAGGUCAAGGAGCACUUGAGGCAACAGAUGGCACAGCGCGGUGGGUGCAACUGCCAACAAUGGGAGAAGAUGUUGGAGGAAUACAAGACCCAAUAUCCAGAAGAAGGAAAAUUGUUGCAGAACCUACUGGAUGGUCGUCUUCCAGACAACUGGGAUCGCUUCUUUGAAUCUUUUCCAGCAGACCCAAAGGGACUGGCCACGCGGCAGUCCUCCAGUGCUUGCCUGAAUUAUGUCUCCAAAGGCAUGCCGUGGCUUCUGGGUGGAUCAGCAGAUUUGGCCAACAGCUGCCUGACCACCUUGAAGGAUGCUGAGGACUUCUUGCCACCGGCCAGUCGCUGGGGUCACUAUCGUGGUCGCAACCUGCAUUUUGGCAUUCGCGAGCACGCCAUGGGCUCGGUGAUGAAUGGCUUAGCCCUGUGCAAACUUCGCCCAUUUGGCUCCACCUUUUUGGUCUUCAGCGACUACAUGAGGCCUCCAAUCCGCAUGGCUGCGAUCAUGGAGGUGCCCAGCAUUUUCAUCUUCACCCACGACUCCAUUGGUGUCGGGGAAGAUGGGCCAACACAUCAACCGGUGGAACAACUCUGUUCCCUCCGCUGCAUUCCUGGGCUCUCGGUUUUCAGACCGGCAGAUGCCAACGAAUGUGUGGAGAUGUGGAAACACAUCGUUCCUUUGCAGGACGAGCCAGUGGCCGUGGUCUUAUCGCGCCAGGCACUACCCACGUUGGAUCGACAGAAGUUCAGCUCGGCCAGUGGCCUUCACAGGGGAGGUUAUAUUCUGCACGACUCGAGUAGCAGCUGUCCUGAUUUGAUCUUGAUGGCCUCUGGCUCUGAGGUACAUCUGAUGUUGGAGGCUCACGAAGUGCUGAGCCAACAAGGGGUCAAUGUGCGAUCAGUUAGUAUGCCUUGCCUGGAACUCUUCAAGAUGCAGCCCCAGGACUACAUCGACGAAGUCCUUCCUAGGCAGUGCCGCGCCCGCGUCUCCAUUGAAGCCGGUAGACACCAUAGCUGGGGAUCGCUUAUUGGAAUAGAUGGAGAGCACGUUGGCAUGAUCUCCUUUGGAGCUUCCGGUCCAAGCAAACGUGUGCAGGAGGAAUACGGCUUCACCAAGCAGGCCGUGGUCAACGCGGCAAAUCGAGUGAUGAGUGGCCGACCUCAGGAAAUGUCGACGCGAGCCUUAGGACUUUUGAGUUGGAAGAAGCGAAGGCUUUCCAAGUGAGAACUUGCAACAGCCUUAGCGACUUUGGUCGAGGAACCUGGGCUACGGCUACCACUUGUGCUGCAUUAAUAAUUCACCCGGCCGGGUACAGAACAGGUCGUCGUCCGUGGAGGACCCCAUUUUGAG
Cladocopium goreaui is the source of this 2389-nucleotide messenger RNA. The record is from the annotation of a GenBank genome assembly. NCBI's taxonomy places the organism in Eukaryota, Dinophyceae, Suessiales, Symbiodiniaceae.